Stylonychia lemnae is the source of this 3837-nucleotide messenger RNA. NCBI's taxonomy places the organism in Eukaryota, Ciliophora, Spirotrichea, Sporadotrichida, Oxytrichidae. The record is from the annotation of a GenBank genome assembly.
AUGUUAAUAGGUCAGAACGUUUCAGGAUUUUCAAAUAAUUUUCAAAUAAGUCAGAACGUUGCCAUCAAACGAAAUGAUGAUAAUGUGCUCAGACAAAAGCUAAUUAGCUAGUUUAAUAUUAAUUUGGGCCAAUCUAUCAACUCAAAUAAUCAUCCAUUAACAAGCAGGAAAGAAUAAUAAAAAGGUGCUAAUACUGCAAGAUCAACUAAUCUUGACAAUGAUUAUUCUAUAAUUAAUAAGGAACAGUAGAUGAGGAACAUUCGGAAUUUCAAAGGAUUUUUAAAGGAUACUUUCAAAGAACAAGUUAUUAAAAAAAACGGAUCUUAAAAAUAACUGUUUAAAAAAGAAUCUAUGAAAAUAAGAUAAACGGAAGAAAAUGUAGCUACUGAAUAAGGUGAAAUUAAGAAAAUUAGGAUGAAGCCAAAAUCUAAUACAAAGCUUAGAAGAAAGAGUAAUUAUAGCAAAAUGAUGUCACUCGAAAAUCCUCUUGCAGCAACCAAUGCAGAAAAACCUACAAUAAGACGAAGAAAUCAGCUCAAAUUAAUUCAUGAUCCAUUGAAUGAUGACGAAGAAAUAGAUUUAUUUGAGAGCGAUAAUAUGUCUAAUGAAGAAGAAUAGAUGAAAAUAUUCGGACAGGUAAAGAGUAGCCGUUUUCUUAUUGCUCCUGAAAGUCAGAUUAGAUAAAUUAUUGACAUAGGAUCAUUUUUCAUAGUGAUAUUUAUUUCUUUGUACAUCCCUUUCACUUUCUCAUUUGAUGUAGUUAUAAGUGAUACUUUCAAUUUCUUCGAGGUGUUCAUUGAUACUUGGUUCAUUGCUGAGAUAUUAAUGAAUUUUUUCACUGGAUAUUAUGAAAAAGGAGUUCUUGUCAUGGAUCAUAAGAAAAUCUUUUUUUAAUACAUCAGAGGCUGGUUUGUAAUAGAUUCAAUGAGUAGCCUACCAUUAUCUUACAUAGAGCUAUUAACUGCUGCAGAUAGUCAUGAGGCAUUUCAGUCAGCAAAAAUUUUAAGAAUCUUUAAAUUAACGAAAUAUGCUAGAUUGCUAAGACUCCUCAGAUUUAUUAAGGUCAGCAAAUUUAUCUAAACUUUUGAGGAAAUUGUAGUAAAUGAUUAUGCAAAUCUAUUUAUUAGAUUUUCUAAGAUAUCUAUUAUAGUAUUCUUUAUUGCUCAUUGGAUGGCAUGUACACUAUACUCAAUUGCAACUACUGAAAUGGAGAUUUAUGGUGUGAAUUGGCUUAGUAAUUAGGGAUUAAAUGAUUCAUCAGUGCUUGAAAAAUACAUUAAUGCAUUAUAUUGGUCAUUUACAACAAUGUGCACAGUAGGAUAUGGUGACUUUCAUCCACUUACUACAAAUGAAAGAAUUCUAUCAAUGAUGAUAAUGAUUUUAUCAUCAGGCAUAUUCGCAUUCAUCAUUGGGGAUAUUGGUAGGAUAGUCAGUGGAUUUAAUGUACUUGCUGCAUAAUUUCGAGAAAGAAUGUUAUACGUUGACAGAUUUUUAAUUUAAAAGUAAAUUCCUAACGGUUUAAGAGGUUAGGUCAAGAGAUAUCUUGAAUAUAAUUGGGAGCUUAAAAAGCUGUAUAAAAUUGAAGAGCAAGAAUUGUUAGGAUUAUUAAAUGAUAAUCUAAGAGGAAAAAUAAUGGUAUACCUGAAUGGCAAAAUUUUGUAAAGUAUUGAGGUGUUAUGCUAAUUUCCCAUAGAAUUUUUGAGUAAUCUCACUUUUAUUUUCAACAAAGCAACUUAUUCUUUAGACGAAAAUAUAUUCAUUGAAGGUGAGGAAGGACAUGAACUCUUUUUUCUAGUUAGUGGUAGAGCAAAUAUAAUUCAUAGGAGAAGUAAGACUCUAAUUUAUGAAUUGGAAAAAGAUACUUACUUUGGAGAAAUAAGUUUUUUUUGUUAGCUAUAAAGAUAAGUAACAAUAAAAACAAAAGAUUUCUGCGAUAUUUUUUCCUUAAAAAGAGAUAGCUUCCUUCAAGUUGCUGCAUAAGUGUCUAUUGAAUCUCUAGUUUUAUUUAAUAGAUUGAAGGAUAGUGUUACAGGUAAUGAGAAGGAUUUUAAAAAACUUUGUAUUAAGUGCUAUUUAUGUCAAAAAUUAGGACAUAUUUCAAUUCAUUGCCCUAAAUUCUCUAAAUUCUAAGGUAAUUUAAGAAUAAAGCAUUUUUUGACUCGGAAAAAAAGUAAAUAAGGGCAAAAUAUAGCAACUAAUGGCAGUUUUCAUGCAAGUGAGCUAUAAUACUAAGAAAAUGAUAAUCCUAAGCUUGUAAGUUUAGCUUCAAGCUUAUCAAUGGAACACCAUAAUCAAUCAGGCUACAAAUCAGCAAGAAACAGUAAAAGAGUGAUGCAAAAAUAUAAUAAUAAUUCAUUUGGAAAUAUUUUGUUCCCACUAAAGCAGUAGCAAUAGAAUUCGAAUUAUUUAACUGUUUUUAAGAAAGAUGAAAAUAUUUUUGAAGAGUAAAAAAAAGAAGAUUAUGAAAGAUUGGAUGAAACAGAUGAUUAAGAUUCUAAUAUUUUCAAGAAAGUAAGGACGAUUUAAAGUAGAUUCAGAAAGUAAUCACUCUCUCCAAUAAGUGUUAAUGGAUAAGGUGAUUCAGCAUCAAUUUAAGAGGAGUAACUUGUGUAAUUUGACACUCCUCCAAAAUAGAGUACAACUCCAAAAGACAAUUUCAAGGAACGCAUUAUUCAAAUAGAACACCAAUAGUCUAAGAAAUUUGGGAAAAAUACUAUUAUCUAGGAAGCUGUCUACGAGGAUGAGGAGGACAAGGAAAUAGAAGAAGAAGAUACUGAUGAUAAAGUAGAGUAUUCAAAUGAGAGAGAAGAAUCUAGUUCCACUAUAUCAACUUUCAGCUAAGAAGAGUAGGUAACUUUAUUAAAGCAAAACCAUAAUCUAAGGAUGGUAAAACCACCGAAAUCCUAAAAUUAACUAACGACUAUAAUAGGUCGUAAAAAGAGAUUUAAUAGUAAAAAUUUUAGAGAUAAAAAGAGUAAGAAUGAUAUAUAAUACCUUAAAAGAUCCAUACAAAUUAUGCCAUUUUAAGAAAUUAAGAAAAAUGUCUACACCAAGAAAAUAACACCAAAGCAAAUUGAAGAAGAAUAGGCUAAACAUAGCUCAAAGUAAUUUAACAUCCUAGAUAUUGGGAGAGUUAAUGGAAUCUCAAUGAUAACAAAAUAAGUUAGCAAGAAUGAGAAAUAUGGUGAUUAAAAACUGUUGAUAUCUCAGAGUUCAUUGAAAAGUGAAAAUCAUCUCUCUUAAGAUAGUUUUUAUUUAAGGCUGCUAGAAGAUAAAGCUGACGAGGAAUUGAAGUUUGAGUAUCAGAAUACAUUCAAGCCAAGGAUGCUCAACAACUAAAUCUAAAAAAGUAAUAUGCUUGCCCCUCUUGAUAAGGACAAAGACAAUUCAGUAACUAUUUACGGAACACAAUAUCUUAAAAAUUCAACUUCAAAUAAUGCUGACGAGAGCGAGCAGUUUCAUUUAAGAUAAUAAAACAAUCCAAUUGAAGAUGAAUGGUGUUUACCUUUGGAAUUUCAAACAUUGAAUUCAUCUGCGAAACCUAAAUAGCAGGAAAAGUCACAUGAGAAGCAUUUUACUUUUUAUGAUGAAUAACUGGGAAAUUACUUACUAAAAAUGGAAAAUAAAAAUUAGCUGCUCCAAGUUAAAGAUAUGGUAAACUAAAGUCAUGCAGAUAUGAAAGCCCAAUAUGUCCUUGAAAAAUAGAGAACUUUACAGAAGCCAUACUAGAAAUUACAGAAUAAGCUAAUAAAGAAUUCAGAAUGUGGAGUUACAGAAUAACAUCUUGGCUCAGACUUAAUAAAACAAUAGAAUUUCAGACAUUCAAAUUUUAAAUGA